Molecule: messenger RNA, 441 nt
Organism: Cryptomeria japonica (Japanese cedar)
Lineage: Eukaryota; Viridiplantae; Streptophyta; Pinopsida; Cupressales; Cupressaceae
Exons: 1
Coding region: 1-441 (146 amino acids)
Source: RefSeq, a predicted model, not a curated record
AUGGGUGAAGAAGAAGUGGAAGAGAAGAGGAGAAAGAGAGGAAGGAGUGAUGGUGGUGGAGAUGGGGAUGGAGAUGGGGAUGGGGAUGGGGAUGGCGACCACAAGAGACAAAGAAGAAAUAUAAGUGAUGAAAAUCCUCCUAGUGGGCCAGAGGAGCGAGAUUUAUAUUGUCAUGAAAAUAUACAAGAUUUAAUUAGAGGAGAAGAUGGUGAGAGAGAAUGUGCUAAUGAAGAGGGUGGACUGGAUGAACAACUCUAUCAACAGCAUGAAGACAUUACUCGCCUCCCUACCAUGAGAGGAGAUUCAGAACCUUCCAGUCCCACCAUUGAAGAUGAUAGAGAAUCAAACGAGCAUCCUCAGCAAGAGGAAAACCUCUCUGACAGAGAAGCCGCUGCAGGAGCAGAGGAGGCUGUUCAGCCAGGAGAAGAAGAUAAAAGAUGA